GGAGACUGUGAUGGCAGCAGUGGGAGGAGAGGCUCAUCUCGGCUGUCAGCUCAGCGGGACAAAAAACAUCCUUCAAGUCACAUGGAAGAAAAUCUUACGUGAUGAGGAUAAGAAUAUUGCAACAUUCAGCCAGUUUUUUUGGCCAGAGAGUAAAUCCUGACUUCACAGAUAAAGUUAAGUUUAAAGAUCCAGAACUUCAGAAAACCUCCAUAGUUAUCAGGAAUAUAACAGAAGAGGAUGAAGGUUGUUAUGCUUGUUUGUUCAACACCACUGAUGGACCUCUGACAGCUGCAACCUGCAUACAGCUCUAUGGUCUAACGGCGGUGGUACUAACACAGGAGACUGUGAUGGCAGCAGUGGGAGAAGAGGCUCAUCUCAGCUGUCAACUCAGAGAGACAAGAAACGUCCUUCAAGUCACAUGGAAGAAAAUCUUACUUGAUGAAGAUAAAAAUAUUGCAACAUUCAGCCAGAUUGUUGGCCAGAGAGUAAAUCCUGGAUUUACAGAUAAAGUUGAAUUUAAAGAUCCAGAACUACAGAAAAACUCCAUCGUUAUCAGGAAUAUAGCAGAGGAAGAUAAAGGUUGUUAUCUCUGUAUGUUCAACACCCCUGAUGGACCUCUGACAGCUGCAACCUGCAUACAGCUCUAUGAGCUGCAUGAACCCGUCCUUCAUGUCAGAGAAUCAAACUCCUCUGCAGAGUCAGUUGUGUCCUGUUCAGCCACAGGUCGACCUGCUCCCACUGUAACACUGACUGUUACACAACAGCACCUCAACUUCUUACACCACAACACUGUCAGUGUGAGCAACACCAACGGUACAGUCACCGUCACUGCUACAGCUGUACUGUCACGUUUCUGUGACAGCAGCAUUCAGGUUGGAUGUGCAGCUGGAGUGCUCUCAGGUCCUCGGAUGGAGGCGUUUGUGAUGAUUCCUGAGCUCAAACCGACGUCUGAUGAUGAUGCAGAAUCUGGAUCUGAUCACACACGGUUCAGUAAGUUCAUGUUUAUUCAUUUGUUGCUUUACAAUUGUUCAGUGUAUCACAUCCUAUUUUUUAUUUCCUCAAGGAUGGCCUUUGAUUGCUUCACUUUCCAUGUUCUGUGGUUGUGUUGCAAUCGUCACUGUGUUCAGAAAUAAAGAUCAGAACAGGAAACAUCAUAUCAAUGAGAACCCUGAAACUGCAACCAGAUGAGUCUAAGACUUUUUGUUAUGCUGUUCUCCACUUGUAAAGAAAUUAAAUUUUUCUUCUUGUAUUAUGUUGCAUUUUAAAUCUGUCUCUUUUUCUUUUUUUUUCUUCUUGUUGUUCUCAUAUGUUCUGUAUUUGUCAAACACAUUCUGUUGAAAUGAAACAAAAAAACUUCAUUAAUCCCAGAGGGAAAUUGCAUGUUGAUAAAUGUCACUUUAAACUGUGGUUAAGACGUUCAUAUUAUAUGAACAUUAUAUGAGACAAAACUUCAGAUAGAAAGUAGACCUCAGUACAUAAUGCUGAGCAGCGUGGAGGAACUCACUGCUGGAGUUAACACAUUCUGUUUGCUUUUUGACUCUUUUAAGAAGGUGAGGUAAAA
Messenger RNA from Melanotaenia boesemani (Boeseman's rainbowfish), 1561 nucleotides. Its product is annotated as OX-2 membrane glycoprotein-like. The coding region runs from base 102 to 1133 and encodes 343 amino acids. The transcript is spliced from 5 exons. The record is from RefSeq and is a predicted model, not a curated record. Gene Ontology annotation, molecular function: cell-cell adhesion mediator activity. NCBI's taxonomy places the organism in Eukaryota, Metazoa, Chordata, Actinopteri, Atheriniformes, Melanotaeniidae.